Messenger RNA from Gossypium raimondii (Peruvian cotton), 2788 nucleotides. RefSeq names its product TOM1-like protein 9. The transcript is spliced from 10 exons. Bases 215 to 2125 code for a protein of 636 amino acids. Gene Ontology annotation, molecular function: phosphatidylinositol binding; ubiquitin binding. The record is from RefSeq and is a predicted model, not a curated record. Gene Ontology annotation, biological process: protein transport to vacuole involved in ubiquitin-dependent protein catabolic process via the multivesicular body sorting pathway. Lineage: Eukaryota; Viridiplantae; Streptophyta; Magnoliopsida; Malvales; Malvaceae.
GACUUUCCUGCCCAUUUUGGACUGUUUAAUUUUUAUUUGUUAAAGGGAUAAUUCGUAGGAGUCUCCGGAAUAUUCCGCUAUUCAUUUCUUCGGAAGGUCACCGGAAUUGCAUUGCAUUACACUGCAUUGAUCUUUUCAAUAAAAUUUUAUUUAUAUAUAUUUUCCAAACUUUUUGCGUUUGCGAUAUAUAUAUAUAUAUUUUUUGUGAGGGAAGAUGGUGAAUUAUUUGGUGGAGAGAGCUACGAGCGAUGUGCUGGUCGGGCCUGAUUGGGCUAAGAAUACCGAGAUCAGCGAAAUACUUAAACAUGAUCCUGGGCAAGUGAAAGGUGUUGUGAAAGGCAUAAAGAAGAAGCUUAAAAGUAAAAAUCCUAAAGUUCAACUUCUUGCACUAUCACUACUAGAGACCAUGAUACAAAAUUGUGGGGAAAUUGUCCAUAUGCAUGUUGCAGACAGAAAUAUUCUUCCUGAGAUGGUCAAAAUUUUCAAGAAAAGGCCUGAUUAUAGUGUCAAAGAGAAAAUAUUGAUUCUGGUUGACACUUGGCAAGAAGCUUUUGGUGGGGCAAGGGCAAGAUAUCCACAAUAUUUUUCUGCAUAUCAAGAGUUGUUGCGUGCCGGAGCAAUGUUUCCCCAGAGAACUGAGAAGCCUCCUCCUCAAAAUAAACACAAAUCUGAUCAGCAAGAGACAGCUGAGUCUUCUGAAGAGCCUGACUUCCCAACCCUGAGUUUGACAGAACUUCAGAAUGCCCGGAGUAUCAUGAAUGUCCUUACAGAAAUGCUAAGCGCAAUAGAUCCUGCAAACAAGGAGGGACUUAAGCAGGAUGUCGUACUUGACUUAGUGGAGCAGUGCCGCACCUUUAAACAAAGAGUUGUUCACCUAGUUAAUUCAACAUCGGAUGAGUCACUUCUAUGCCAAGGUUUAGCAUUGAAUGAUGAUUUGCAGCGGGUACUAGCAAAGCAUCAAUCAUUAGCUACAGGAACUUCUCAAGCAGACAAAAAUAAGCCUGAGCCUGCAAAAGAACCUGCCAAAGCCGGCGGUCCUCUGGUUGAUACUGGCCAUAUCAGCAACCAGUCUAAUGACAGAUCCAUCUCCAGCACUGCUGCAAGUUCUCAACAUACACCUCCAGCAGCAGCGAGUCCCAAAAUAGAUCUGCUUAGUUCCGAUGACUACAAAUCGCCAGAGGUAGAUAAUUCACUGGCCAUUGUUCCUUUUGGAGAACCACAACAACCAACUCCUGCACCAGAGCAGAACGCCAUUGUUCUAUAUGAUAUGUUCUCUGAUGGUAACACCAGCUAUGAUUCUUCAAGAACACAAGGUUUUGGUGGUCAAACCAAUCCUUUGACUCCUCAAAUUCAGCACCAGCAGAACUUUCACGCGAAUGGAAAUGCAGCAAACGUGGGAUCACCUGGAUAUGACACACAUGGUUUGACUGGACAAACCGAUCCUUGGACUACUCAAUUUCAGCAGCAACAGAAUUUCCAUGUGAAUGGAACUGCAACAAACAUGGGAUUUCCAUAUGAGAAGUCAUAUGCCCAAGGCACAGGUCCUUCCUGGAAUAGUCAGCUGGAUCAGCAUGCCGCAGACCCUUUCUAUGGUACCCAGUAUAGUGGCUCACUACCACCACCACCCUGGGAAGCACAGGGAGCAGACUCUAGCCCAGUUGCAGGUGCUCAGUGGCAACCCCAAGGAUCCCAACAUAUGGGAAGUGAUCAGGCGGUGGGCAUGUACAUUCAGCCGAUCACACCCGGUCAUUAUUCGACAAUUAAUAAUCAAGCCAAUCAGGGAAACCAGUUUACUGAUUUCAACCCCCAACAAAGCCCGGGAACUCAGUACAUGGGCAUGGUUCCACAGCAAAUGCCAGGUGGUCAAAUGACUUCUUACCCUCAACAUACUCAACAAAUGUACGGAAACCCCCAAAUGGGAGCAUCUGGGUUCGGUCAGCAGCAGUAUCUUGAUGAACAAAUGCAUGGGCUAUCCAUCAGAGAUGACAAUGGCCUAAGAAACUCUUCCUACCAGGUUUCUACUUCCUCUUACGUUCCACCCAGCAGGCCUUCAAACCCAGAAGAUAGGAUGUUUGGAGACCUUGUUGACAUGGCAAAAGUUAAAUCAACACCAACACCUCCUUGAAGAGCUGGUACAAUGUGAACCUGAAUUCUUUUAUUUAUUUUUUUAUUAUUUACAUUAUUUCAGAUGGCUAACUUCCUCUUUUCUCAUUUUCCUAUUUUUCCCCACUUUAAGCUCUCUUGAAAAUUUUAACUACAUAUAACAUAUAUUAUCCAUCUCUUGACUCCUAUUUUGCGUUGCAUGUUUUGGUAUAAGAAUCAUGCACAUCAUCCCCUGUACAGAAAAUGGAAAAAUCAAUUCAUUUGGGUUAAGUUGAUAUUUUUGACAUUUGGUUUUCUUUUCUUUUCUUAUUAUUUGUUCAUGUCAUAGAAUGCAUGUAUUGAACGUAUAAGGCUGUUGUAAUAUUUUACUCUCCCCAAUAGGCUAUUUGCUUUCGAUAAAGAGUUGUCUACAAUUAUAUUACUCAAACUCAACUUUGGGUGUCAAAUUCGGAUAUGAUUAGAUUAUCCCAAGUCUUUCAAUGUAUUUGGAAGAAAAUUGGAGGUAUUUGUGUGUCACAGAAAAUGAAUAGUUCGAACAACACAAGUCUUAUUGAAUUUCUCUACUCUUAAGAUGCAUUGGAUCUGGCGAUUUCAGACAUGAUCUAAAUAAUAAACAUGAAUAUAAUAUAAUAGAUAAGGGAUGAAUGGAUGAACUUAUCACAUUUAAUACAUCCAUAAUAUUAAU